AUGCUCCGUUCAAAGCUCUCGCUGUGGCGCGAGUAUUUGACUCCGAUCAACAACACGCUGAAUUUCGACGAAAAGGGUGAACUCUCCCCCGACGAGUUUAUCGCCGCCGGCGACUUUCUCGUGGCCAAAUUCCCUACGUGGCAGUGGGGGCUGCUGCCUCCGCAGCUCCAAAAACCGUUCUUACCGCCAGAUAAACAGUUCCUCGUCACCCGCAAAGUGCCACUGGUGCAACGAGCCUCGGCGUUAACCGAGGUCCAUUUCGACGAAAAUGGCGACGAUGAUGACGAUAUCAUCCAGGUAGCCGCUCCUCAGCUUACUGCUAAUGCUGUCAAUGACGAAAUAGCUGAUAUGGAGGCGCUUAUGAAUGCUAAUGACGACGAUUUGGCAGAUUUCGACGAUAUGGAAAUAGUCAAUAAUGACUCGAAAUUGCGCAAAUACGACAUGUACAUCACCUACCUGACGCUGUACCGGGUUCCGAAGAUGUAUUUGGUGGGCUACGGAGGCGAUGGCGUCCCGUUAACCCCACAACAAAUGUUUGAAGAUAUCAAUGCCGAUUACCGGGAUAAGACGCUGACAAUCGAAAAACUCCCCGUGGCGACGGCGACAACCCUGGUCCUGAUCCAUCCGUGUAAACACGCUAACGUAAUGAGGGUAAUGAUGGCUCAUGCGAAGGAAAGUGGCGGGGUAAGAGCCGAUCAUUAUCUCGUGGUGUUUUUGAAGUUUAUUGCUAGUGUGUGUCCUGGUAUUGACUAUGAUUAUACCAUGGAUGCUCUAGCAUAG
This is a messenger RNA of Diutina rugosa, 780 nucleotides long. RefSeq lists its product as uncharacterized. NCBI's taxonomy places the organism in Eukaryota, Fungi, Ascomycota, Pichiomycetes, Serinales, Debaryomycetaceae. Gene Ontology annotation, biological process: autophagosome assembly; nucleophagy; autophagy of mitochondrion. Gene Ontology annotation, molecular function: Atg8-family ligase activity. The record is from RefSeq and is a predicted model, not a curated record. Gene Ontology annotation, cellular component: cytosol; cytoplasmic ubiquitin ligase complex. Bases 1 to 780 code for a protein of 259 amino acids. The transcript has a single exon.